This is a messenger RNA of Alosa sapidissima (American shad), 4393 nucleotides long. It is a transcript of the gene kdsr, whose product is annotated as 3-ketodihydrosphingosine reductase. Gene Ontology annotation, molecular function: 3-dehydrosphinganine reductase activity. The transcript is spliced from 10 exons. Gene Ontology annotation, biological process: sphingolipid biosynthetic process. The coding region runs from base 326 to 1399 and encodes 357 amino acids. Gene Ontology annotation, cellular component: endoplasmic reticulum membrane. Lineage: Eukaryota; Metazoa; Chordata; Actinopteri; Clupeiformes; Clupeidae. The record is from RefSeq and is a predicted model, not a curated record.
CACAAACGUUCUUUGUUAUUUGCAGCAUCCCAUACAAGACACACAGAUAGUGUUGAAGUGUACAGAGAACGUAGUGACAAUUGGAAACGCGAGGUUAAGUUAUCUAAACCUCUAGCUCUAGUUAUCUAGCUAUUCAUAUUGGCUGCAAAGCACUAUCUUGAAACGUUGCCAAAUAGCUGGUUCCCUACUGCAGUUCUUCCCUUGCAAGGUUUAUCACCACCACCCUUUCAUUUGGGGGGGCGUCUGUGGCUGUUCGCUCCUCCCGAGUCCAGUCAGUUACAUCAGCUAGUUAGCUAGCUAGCUAGCGACAUCGAAAGAUUGACCCAUGUCCUCUGAAGAAGUCUCAUCGAUAUCGGAUUGGCUCGUGCUGAAUUCCUGGUGGCUACUUUUGCCUUUCAUCAUGCUGCUAGUUGUUGCUGCAUUUGUCGUAGCCUUCGUGUUGCUGCUCUACAUGAUAUCACCGCUAAUAAGCCCCAAACCAAUGAAAUUGAACGGGGCCCACGUCGUGGUCACUGGCGGGUCCAGUGGUAUUGGGAAGUGCAUCGCCGUCGAGUGCUAUAAGCAAGGGGCCUUUAUCACACUGGUGGCGCGGGAUGAGAGCAAGUUGCUCCAGGCGAAGAAGGAAAUUGAAAAAUUUGCCAUAAAUGAUAAGCAGGUUGUGCUGUGCAUAUCAGUCGACGUGUCCAAAGACUACAGUCAAGUGGAAAGUGUCAUCAAACAGGCCCAGGAGAAGCUGGGGCCUGUUGACAUGCUGGUGAACUGUGCUGGCUCGUCCAUCUCAGGGAAGUUUGAGGAGGUGGAGGUGGACCGUUUCCGGAAACUGAUGGAGGUGAACUAUCUGGGUAGCGUCUACCCAACGCGCGCUGUCAUCACCACCAUGAAGGAGCGCAGGAUGGGCCGCAUCAUGUUCGUCGCCUCCCAGGCCGGCCAAAUCGGCCUGUUCGGCUACACCGCCUACUCCCCGUCCAAGUUCGCCCUGCGUGGCCUGGCUGAGUCCCUGCAGAUGGAGAUGAAGCCCUAUAACAUCUAUGUGACAGUGGCCUACCCCCCGGAUACUGACACACCAGGCCUUGCAGAGGAGAAUAAGUCGAAGCCCUUAGAGACCAGGCUGAUAUCUGAGACAUCAGGGGUGUGCCAGCCAGACCAGGUGGCCAAAAUCGUUGUCAGGGACGCUGUGCAGGGGAAUUUUAGCAGCUCAGUGGGGCCUGAUGGCUAUAUGCUGUCGGCUCUCACCUGUGGAAUGAGCCCAGUCACGUCCAUCACAGAGGGCCUACAGCAGAUCGUGACCAUGGGGCUUUUCCGCACCAUCGCCCUCUUCUACCUGGGCAGCUUCGACAGCAUCGUGCGGCGCUGCAUGAUCCAGAGGGAGCAGUCCAAAGCUACCGACAAGAAGGAGUAACCACUGACCCCCCCCUGACCCCCACCCCACCCUCCAUCUCCUCCCUCACACACACCCCACCCCAUUGCCUCCUCUCCCUGCUCACCAUUCCAUUCCAUUCCAUUCCAUUGCAGCACCACUCCUGCCCAGAGAUGCCAAAUUAGCCCAUCUUGCUGUAGCGUGGCGGGUGAAGACUCAUCCUUGGCUCACCAGAGGAGGCCCACAGAAACGCCAGGCAGAGAGACCUCGCCCGCCUGAGUCUCGAUGGAGUCGUGUGGCAGGCAGUGCGGCAGGUGGCCGUCGUCUCUCUGUCUGUUCUGUGUCUGUGUCUCCUGUGGUUUUUUUGGGGGGGUGAAAAUGAUCCAUUGUUCUCAUCAUUCCUCUAAUUGCUAUAUUUUGAUGGAAUCGAUAUUUCAUUUUGGGAGAGAUGGACUCUUCAGGUGACACUGCUUGAGUUCACUGUUUGAGGUUAGAAUGUGUGUGUGUGUGUCUGUGUCUGUGUGAGUUGUGUGUGUACGUGCGUGUGCGUCUUUUUCAAAACCUGUGUCAAAUUUGACCCAGCGUUGGGCGAGAGCUUGUUUGAAACAUUUCUGUGACCGUGAGCUUGCGCUUCUCGCAAUCCUCUCAUUCCUUGCAUGCAGCGGAAGCUCAACACAUGAUGGGCGGCCAGACUGACAGCAUUUUUGCUUUAUGAUUUAGUGACUGAGUGACAGUGAAUGACUACAGUACAUGUUAGAAAGCCUCUCUGUCCUUCUAAAGCACAUUUUAACAAAACAAAGCUAGUUAUUUUCACAGAAGUCAUAGCAGAGAGUUGUAUAGGUAUUUUGUGUUGAUUUGUGGUGAGACGUCUGUGGGACACCAUGUUGGAAAAGGGGGAGUCUCGUGCCAUACGGCCUUCUGCCGUAAAUUGUUGUGACGUGUCAUUAUGCCAAAUGUCCCCUCAUCCCCUGAGAUGCAUAUGGGGGCUUUGCAGGCGAAGCUCUCCUUAUGUAAAGGGUCCACCUUUCACAUUUCCCUUUAUAAAAGAGAAAAAUAUUUACUCUUCCUCUCAAAACACACUCUUUGUCUGUAUAUACUUUAUUGUGUAUUGAAGGGUGUACGCACCUUGACGUCUUGUAGAGUAGAACUUUACAAGCCUUACCUUGCGUAUGCUAUUUUGGUCUUGAUGGAGAUGUUUACUGUGCGCGUGUGUUUGUGGGUGCUUAUGUGAAUGGAUUGAAGUGGAUGCGAGUCGGUGUGGGUUUUACACAACCUCAGGAGCUCUGUAGGAUUUUUGAGAUUGCAGGAUGCUGUUGGUGAAAGCCACACAAGGAGGAUUAGGCUUGCAGGUACGAGCCAUCACCUCCACUGGCCAGAGGAGGGAGCUGAAGAGCUGAAAAGUUUUUUUUUUUUUUUUUGAACGGCCGAGGGCUUGUUCGCAUGCUGCACGCUGGUGGUCAGUGCUCUUCGGGGCGCGGCCAUCGACUGUCUUGUGAUUUUAGUUGGCGAUCGUUAAAAACAUCUCUGGCAAGCUGCAGUCUGACAAACCCCUCUGGUAGUUUGUAAGCUGUGGCAGUCUGUCUGCAGAGGGAAGCGUUCCAGUCGAGAGCACGUGUGGCCGCAGGUCAACGGAAAGUUCUCCCAUUCAUAAGCACAGACGUUUACCCCCGGCUGGGACAUGUCCUCUGGAGGCCAGACAGACACGGCUGACUCUGCCAGGUGUGUGGAUCAGGUAGAUGGUUUCAGUAAGUGUGUGGUGUCUUCAGUCAAGUCCCCCCUUACCCUUUGCUCUGUUUCUUCUGUGUUGCUCUGUACCCUGUCACUCAAACACAAUACUCUAAAGCAGGCAGAGAGCGAGCGAGAGAGAGAGAGGGAGAGGGGAUUAAGGGAGAAAAGAGAGAGGUUGUCUUCCUUUUUAAAAGCAUCACUUGUUAGGGAGAAUGUACCACUAAUACAAAUACAAACUACACUAUGGGGGGGGGGGUAAUAGAUAUUUGUUUUUUGUUUUGUUUAUUCUGUCUUCGUGAAUUGCUUCACCUCAUCCCAAUGGCAAGUUUGCUUUAAGAAUCAGUCAGCUCAGUGCACUGUUGAGAUUUCUGUUGAUUGCAUUUGUUCUGCCCAUGCUGCUCUGCUUCUGUUUAGAGAAAUGAUUAAGCUCAUGCAGUCAGGCACUACUACGUGGAGGCCCAUUCUGCUGUAAAAGCCUUAAGAGAUACGCUGCAUUCAGUAAUAAAAAGCCUAGAAGAAUGGAUCCGUCCACAGCUAAAUGUGGCUUAAAUUCGCUUUAGGUUCAUGGUCUUUCGUUUUAUUCUAUCCAGUUUUGUCCUUCGCAAAUAAUAUUGAUUGAUUGAUUAAUUGAUUACUCGAUUUAUCUUGAUUUUUUUAUGUUGUUGUUAUUGCUUUUCCUUUGCCUUUUUUGUACAUAAAGCCUUACUAGGAUCCACAAUAUGAAGGUGAGAACACAUGACUCGGGCUGAUGAUGUUCUCAUUUGAUGUUGGCUCAAGGUGAGGGCAUUCCCCAGUGCAGCAUAGUGAUCCGUAUCAGGUGCUGGUUUUACAGACGCACCAUGACCAGCUCAUUCUCCAAGUAGCGACUUUUCAUUCAAUAGCCAGUUGGUACGUAGCUAGCUCCCAGAGAAGCAAUCAUUUUUACCUUUAUGUUUUAUUUUCACAUCUUUUAAGCUAUGCAAAACAAGCCUAUGCUCACUACGUAUUUAAAACAUCACAUAAGACAAUACCUGUGCAACAUUCCUUAUCAUCAAGGCUAAGCUGUAGUUUUCUUAUUUUGUUAUGCACUACUGAGAGAUGUUUAAAAAAGAAAAUUGAGUUUAUUAUCACUAAAACACUGGAAUGCAUUCAUUUUUUUGUCACCAUCGUUUUGGUCUCUUAUCCUCUGUUGCGCCUUUUGCUUUUAUUGUUUGUGUUGCCAUACUUGUAUAAAUUUCACCUUGUGUGCCAUUGACAAGAAAAAAGAGGAGAAAGUUGUUGCUUUGUCUUAUUUUCUUACAUGAUAAAAAAUAAAUAACUUUAGAAAAU